Molecule: messenger RNA, 807 nt
Organism: Cordyceps fumosorosea ARSEF 2679
Lineage: Eukaryota; Fungi; Ascomycota; Sordariomycetes; Hypocreales; Cordycipitaceae
Exons: 3
Coding region: 1-807 (268 amino acids)
Source: RefSeq, a predicted model, not a curated record
AUGGGAGACCUCGCCGACUCGCCCCCCCUCGGCGCCAUCCACAUCAGCGAGGACCUCACGCCGCUGCCGGAGCUGAAGCCCGCCGGCGACACCCACGUCACCUUUGACGGGCAGCUGGCCCGGCCGCUGCGGCUGCGCGAGGACCUGCGCACCGGCUGCGGCGGGCAGACGUGGCCAGCCGGCAUGGUGCUCGGCAAGCACAUGCUCCGCUACCACCGCCACGAGCUGCAGGACGCGAGAAUACUGGAACUCGGAGCCGGCGGCGGCCUCGUCGGCCUCGCUGUUGCGCUGGGCUGCGGCGUGGGGAGCCGUCUCAUGCUGACGGACCAGCUGGAGAUGCUGGACCUCAUGAAGCACAACAUUGCCCUCAACGAGGUCCAAGACAAGGCCACCGCCUCGAUAUUAAACUGGCAAGUACACCAAGCCCCUCCCCUCACCCAAUUUUGGGAUCAAAAGGAGACGGGAGAGCCGCUGCCCCAAGCGGUCGUCGACUACCGGCCCAACGUCAUCCUUGCCGCCGAGUGCGUCUACUUUGAGCCCGCCUUCCCACUGCUCAUGCACACGCUGCGGAACCUCGUCGCACUCAACCCCACCGCCAUCAUCUACUUUUGCUUCAAGAAGCGCCGCCGCGCCGACCUGCAGUUCGUCAAGAUGGCUCGCAAGGCCUUUGUCGUCACCGAGGUCCCGGACGAGGAUCGUCCCGUCUUCGCCAGGGAGUCGCUCUUCCUCUUCACCUUUACGGCCAAGCCGCAGCCGCAGCAGCAGAAGAAGAAGCCGGUGGACGAAGCGGCGGCGCCCGUCUUGUAA